UAUGCAUACGAGAGGUACCACGGGGAUGCAUGCCCGUUCUACCUGGUGAGGCCGGAUGGGCAUGUGGCCAUGAGGGCUGACCACUGGCAGCCGGGCCGGGCGCAGGCGUACUUUGAUGGGAUCAGGGGAAGCUGCGGGAAGGCUGGGGUGGGUAGAGGGGUGGCGUGGAUGAGGGCAACGGGUUGGGUGUUUGGUGCGGUUGGAUGGGCUGGCCAUGGGUAGGCAGGCUGGGCGCAGGCGUAUUGUGAUGCGAUCAGAGGAAGACGAGGAAAGGCUGGGGGUGGGUAGAGGGGUGGUUUGGAUGAGAGUACGGUGGGUGGGUGUGUGGUGCGGUUGGAUUCUUGCAUGUGGCAAUGAGGGCUGGCCACUGGUGGCCAGACUGGGCACAGCGCAGGUAUAUUGUGAUGGGAUGAGAGGGAGAAGAGGCAAGGCUGGAGGGGGAUAGAGAGGUGGCAUUGACAUGUUGCACUGGAUCGGAUCAGUCAUCGGAGGCAGCUGGUCGGUCCGACUGACCAGCUGCCCAUUGUAUCUUUCUAAGAACUGACCAGUGGCAGCUGGGCGGGGCACAGGCGUACUUUGAUGGGGUGAGAGGGAGAUGAGGCGGCAUAGGCUGUGCAGAGCUGGAAGAUGAUGCCGUGAUGGGGUGCGAGUGGUGUGUGCCUGGGAGGGCUGAGCGCUGUAGCCAGGUAGAGCAUACUUCGGUGGAUCAAGAUGAGGAUCUGGCAUAGCUGGCAGUGGGUAGAGAAGUCGCAAUGGCUUUGCCAGUUGAGCAUACACAUCAAAAGCGUUGUAUCAUAUGUACAUAGGGA
Molecule: messenger RNA, 809 nt
Organism: Closterium sp. NIES-67
Lineage: Eukaryota; Viridiplantae; Streptophyta; Zygnematophyceae; Desmidiales; Closteriaceae
Source: the annotation of a GenBank genome assembly